AUAGCCCGAUGGCUUUUGGGAUCACCUUCUUCUCUAUUUUAUUUUAUUUUUAUUUUUCUGCAGUUAGGACAAAAACGCUUUAUUAUUUUUACUCUUAUAUUCAUUGGUGUUCCUGCCUUGUUGGUUAAUGUGAGGAAAGAAAAGGGGUUGUUUCUGUUUUGUUUGUGAAGAAGGAAAGGGUAUAUUGGAGUGGGUUUGUGUUGGUUUCUGGAUUUCUUCAGUGUAAGCUCUGAAAAUGGAGAGAGAUUUCAUGGGUUUGAACAUAAAAGAAUCAUUGUCUGUGUUGAAGGAGGAGAUGAACAAUGGUAAUGGGUGCAAAGACUCGGGUUUUACGAACGGUGCAGCAGUAAAAUGGCCCUUCUUGGACAAAGUCUCUGUUCAUCCUCAUUUGAUGAUGUCUUUCAGCGCUUCUCAAGAUGACAAGGCUAAAAUGAAGGUGUCUGAUUCCGUCAAAUCUUCUGGAUUCUUUGCGAUCCCAAGUCUUGAUGCAUUUGACUCUAUUAAAAAACGCACUGCAGCUGAACCACAACAGAAAUCUUUCAAUCAUGAUGGAAAAGGUGGCAUUCAUUUUUCCCUGACUCAACAUGAUGUGAAUACUGUGAAUCGCCCUCAUGAUAUGAAGAUGUUUUCGGUUUCCAUGGGACAUCCAUUGCUAAAGAAUCAUUUUUCAACUGUUGGUCAGAAUAUGAAUGAUGCUAAUGUGAAACAACCACUGCUUGGGGGAAUACCUGUUACAGUUCCCCAUUCAGCUAUUCCCAUUGUUGGUGCUGUUGCUGGAAUGACUGAAUCGUGCACGAAACCGUCUACACCUGCUCCUCAACUUACCAUCUUCUAUGCUGGCACUGUGAAUGUCUUUGAUGAUAUCUCACCUGAAAAGGCACAAGCUAUCAUGUUGUUGGCUGGGAAUGAAUUUUCUGCAGCUUCUAACAUGGCACAGCCCAAAGUUCAGGUUCCCGGCUUAAAGUUGGCAGCAGGCGACGGUGUUCCUGCGAGUCAAUCCAUAAACGUACCACCCUGCUCUGGUCUUUCAAGUCCUUUAUCUGUUUCUUCACAUACUGGUGCUCAAUUAGGGAGUGGUUCUAGUAGCAACGAUGAAUUUCUGGCAGCUAAAUCAUCUGGAGCUCCCACCACUUCUAUUAGCAAAGUGGAGACUCCAAAAGUGGUCAAUGCAACCGCCAUGUUACCAUCAGCUGUGCCACAGGCUCGCAAGGCAUCAUUGGCUCGAUUUUUGGAGAAGCGCAAGGAAAGGGUGAUGAAUGCAGCACCAUAUAACCUCAACAAGAUGUCUGAGAAUGUGCCACAGCGGGAUUCAAUGGUUUGUAACAUCAAUGCAAGUGCUGGUACUGAUGCACUGUCAACCAAGCAAGGAUAGAAGGAGCCUACUUCAGAUAGAGAAUAUUUGUUGUAGGUUGUAAUAUAAUCAUGUCGGAAGAUGAUGAUUUUAUUUUAUUUUUAUCAAAACUUGUGCUGAGAUUCUUAAGUAUCAGACUAUGUUCAGUACAUAGGUAGGGCUUUACCUUAAUUAUUUUUGGUGUAGGGCUUUACCUUAUUACGUGAAAGGUGGUUGGAUUCUAGUUUCCAACAGUACAUAUAGCAUUAGCAUAUAGACCACUAUUGUAACUAUAUCUGACAAUUUGUUCCAUUGUGGGAAUUAAAGCAAGUUUAGAUAUUUACAUUUACCUUGUUAAGGGAAUGUAACAUCAAGUUAUGUUAUUAUGGGUGUAUGAGAAAAUUAGUAAAAGCUUUAAAUUUGGUGUAAAACUAAUAAACUAGUUAAUCGAAUUAAAUAUUCAGUAAAAUUAGUUUUUAAAUUGAAUGAUAAGUGUAAAAUGAUGUUUAAU
This is a messenger RNA of Abrus precatorius (Indian licorice), 1841 nucleotides long. Its product is annotated as protein TIFY 6B-like. NCBI's taxonomy places the organism in Eukaryota, Viridiplantae, Streptophyta, Magnoliopsida, Fabales, Fabaceae. The transcript has 7 exons. Gene Ontology annotation, cellular component: nucleus. Gene Ontology annotation, biological process: response to wounding; regulation of defense response; regulation of jasmonic acid mediated signaling pathway. The record is from RefSeq and is a predicted model, not a curated record. The coding region runs from base 236 to 1372 and encodes 378 amino acids.